AUGGCAAGCGCGCUCUUCAUCGGAACGCGUGACGGGCUGUACGCCUCGCGGGCGCUGCGGAACAUGCCGCACGCCGCGUUUGAGGACGAGAUUGGCGCGGCGCGGGCGGCGCUCGAGACCGCGAGCAGGAGCGGUGGAAGCUACGGUGCAGGCGCGGCGCCGCGGCGAGUUGCCUCGCUCGACCACAUCAUCAAGCUCAAGGCCGAUUCGCGGCAGCACUCGCUGUUUGUUCUCACGGGCGGGGCGUCAGGUCGUCUCUUUGAGUUUUCGCUCACUGAGCUCCUUGCGGGCCUGCCGGCGGUGGUGACCAUGAUUCCCCACUCGCGCGGCGUCUCGACCUUUGACUGCGGCUGGGUUGGCGCCAAGUUCUUUGUCUGCGCCGCGUCGGACGAUAAGGUCCUUGUGUACACUGUCCGGUCCGACGGCUCGUACCGCGAACAGGAGACGCUGGUGCUCCCGUCGCGGAUCUCGGCCAUCACACUCACUCAGUACGGCGUGCUGGUGGGGACGGAGGAGGUCGAGGCCACACCUGCGCAGGUCAUGUUCUUCUCGUUUGAGGCCGAGCGGACGUUUCUCUACGAUCCAGUGUACGUGGUGGACCGCCCAGGAGCCGACGCCGGGGCAUCGUCAUCGUCUACGGGUGCGGCAGGCGCGAGCACUGCGCCGCUGCUGCUGGCGUCGUCGACACUCACCGAGUCGUGGUCGGACCUGGUUGAGUUUCAUGCGCCGGAGCGAGUCCUUGCCUCGCGGCCGAUUGACAUCCUAGUCACGCCGUACGGCGUCGUUCUCUGUUUUGCGCGGCUCGGCGUUUUGCUCACGCCCGACGGGCGGGUCGAGCACGAAAUCGCGUGGUCGGGCGAAGCUGUGGCCUUUGCUGUGGCUGGCGCCUUUUUCGCCGUCUACUACCGCACCUUCCUCGAAGUCCGCACCCUCGCAUCGGGCGCAUUGGCGCUGCUCUUCCUCGCCUCGGACACUGUCGACGGCGAGCUCCUCACUCCGGAGCUCUUCCAUCUUCAGCCGGUGGUAGCGGUCAACUACUCGUCGCCAGAGGCCGAGGCUCUGGUCCGGCCGGCUCUCCAGGCCGAGGCGGCCGCAGGCGCGGCACCCGACGACGAGGUCAGCGGCAGUGGCGGCGACCUCGAGGCUUCGGCAGCGGUCGAGCCGUCGGGCGAGGCCGACGCUGUCGACGUUAACGCCCUCACCGCCAUGUGGGAGACCAAGUUUGGUUCGUGA
Messenger RNA from Thecamonas trahens ATCC 50062, 1233 nucleotides. RefSeq lists its product as uncharacterized. NCBI's taxonomy places the organism in Eukaryota, Apusomonadida, Apusomonadidae. The coding region runs from base 1 to 1233 and encodes 410 amino acids. The transcript is spliced from 2 exons. The record is from RefSeq and is a predicted model, not a curated record.